Hipposideros armiger (great roundleaf bat) is the source of this 2618-nucleotide messenger RNA. RefSeq names its product centrosomal protein 76 (gene CEP76). NCBI's taxonomy places the organism in Eukaryota, Metazoa, Chordata, Mammalia, Chiroptera, Hipposideridae. Gene Ontology annotation, biological process: regulation of centriole replication. Gene Ontology annotation, cellular component: centriole. The record is from RefSeq and is a predicted model, not a curated record. Bases 228 to 1895 code for a protein of 555 amino acids. The transcript is spliced from 12 exons.
GCCCCGAGGCCUGGCUGUCCGCCGCCGUUUGAAAACAACAGUUGGGCGCCGCUGCAGCUGCAUCCUCACCUCACUCUCAGCCCCGGGCCUGACGUGUCGUUGCGCCCUAGCGGGAGCUGCGCGAGGCAAGUGGUCGCGCCGGCUCUGUGCUCACCCGAGACUAACGUUCUGGGGCCGGCUGGGGCGCCUGAAGCGAAAAGAAUCCGUGGUGAGGUGCCGGCCCCAGUAUGUCGCUGCCUCCGGAGAAAGCCUCUGAGCUGAAGCAGCUCAUCCACCAGCAGCUGAGCAAGAUGGAUGUCCAUGGCAGAAUAAGAGAAAUCCUUGCUGAGACAAUACGGGAAGAAUUAGCACCUGAUCAACAACAGUUAUCAACAGAAGAUUUGAUCAAAGCUCUUAGACGUCGGGGAAUCAUUGAUGAUGUGAUGAAAGAACUUAAUUUUGUUGCUGACAAUGUUGAUCAAGAACUCCUUUCCUCUCCAAAACAAUCAGUUUGUUUUACUGAUAAACAAUCAACAUUGUUAAAAAAAACUAAUAUUGAUCCAACACGGAGGUAUCUUUACCUUCAGGUUUUGGGUGGAAAAGCUUUCUUGGAACAUCUGCAAGAACCUGAGCCUUUACCGGGACAAGUUUGUUCAACGUUUACUUUAUGUUUACAUUUUCGAAACCAACGUUUUCGUUCUAAACCUGUUCCAUGUGCCUGUGAACCAGAUUUUCAUGAUGGCUUUUUACUUGAAGUACACAGAGAAAGCUUAGGUGAUGGAACUAGAAUGGCUGAUUCAACAACAAUGUUAUCAAUAAGUGACCCAAUUCAUAUGGUGCUAAUCAAAACAGACAUAUUUGGUGAGACCACUUUAGUAGCAUCCUAUUUUCUCGAAUGGCGAUCAGUUUUGGGCUCAGAAAAUGGAGUUACCAAUCUUACUGUGGAACUUAUGGGUGUAGGCACAGAAUCAAAAGUUUCUGUGGGAAUUUUAAAUAUAAAACUUGAGAUGUAUCCACCACUCAAUCAAACAUUAUCUCAAGAAGUAGUGAACACACAGCUUGCUUUGGAACGGCAGAAAACUGCAGAGAAAGAGCGAUUAUUUCUUGUAUAUGCUAAACAGUGGUGGAGAGAAUAUUUGCAAAUUCGACCCUCACACAACUCGCGGCUGGUUAAGAUUUUUGCUCAGGAUGAAAAUGGGAUAAAUAGACCAGUCUGCUCCUAUGUUAAACCACUUCGAGCUGGGCGGCUUCUGGAUACUCCAAGGCAAGCAGCAAGAUUUGUUAAUGUCCUUGGUUAUGAAAGAGCCCCUGUUAUUGGAGGAGGAGGUAAACAGGAACAGUGGUGCACUCUGCUGGCCUUUCUCUGUAGAAACAAGGGUGACUGUGAAGAUCACGCUAACCUUCUAUGCAGCCUUCUUCUUGGAUAUGGAUUAGAAGCCUUUGUCUGUGUUGGGACUAAGGCAAAAGGAGUACCUCAUGCAUGGGUGAUGACUUGUGGAACUGAUGGAACCAUCACUUUUUGGGAGAGUUUAACAGGACACAGUGGUUCUACCCAAGAGGAUCUUGGCCUCACUACUGUUUGGGAAGACCAACUUUCCUAUCUCUUAUCACCAGCUUUGGCUUCUUAUGAAUUUGAGCGUACAACAAGUAUAUCUGCAGGCAAUGAAGAAUUUCAAGAUGCUAUAAGGAGGGCUGUACCUGAUGGCCAUACGUUUAAAGGGUUUCCAAUACAUUUUGUGUAUAGAAACGCAAGGCGUGCAUUUGCCACAUGUCUUCGGUCUCCUUUCUGUGAAGAAAUAAUCUGUUGCCGUGGAGACCAGGUGCGACUGGCAGUUCGUGUCCGAGUAUUUACUUACCCUGAAUCUGCAUGUGCUGUUUGGAUCAUGUUUGCUUGUAAAUAUCGCUCGGUAUUAUAGGCGUAACAUUUCUAUAAGAAUAUACCUAUGUUUUAUUGGAAUUUUACACAUUGUAUAUUACUAGUUGUAUAGAGGUUAUUUUAAAAAUCACAACCUGGCUUGGAUGUCACAUUUCAAUUCUGUAUAUACCACACUGAUAAUGUUUGAAAAAAAUUGUGUGUAUUUAAAAAUUAAGGAUGAAAAACUUGUAUAAAUAUUUACAAGUGGAAUUUAGUAUAAAUUUAGUGUAUAUUCUAUUUUAAUGCUACUUUGUUUACAGGUAUUCGGUAGUUUAAAUAUGAAUAUAAAUUUUACUCAGUUUUCUUUAUAUUAAUAGGUAGUCAUAAAGAUAUUUGAGGGUUUGAGCCAUAGUAAAAUCAAUAUCAUUAUUUUUCAUUGAUUAAUGGGAGGAUUAUUUUAUAUAAACUCAGAGAAAUUAACCUCACAACAGAUUUAUUUAUUACAUAGGUGAAAAGACCUUUUGAUGAGUUAACACUUUUGUGGUUUACCCAUGGCCAUAGGGAUAUUUGUGACUUUCCAGAGAUUUAUGGGAAGACUUUGAUGCAAGAGUAGGAAAAACUAGUACUGGAAAAGCAUAAAUAUUAAUAACAACAAACCUCAUAUGAAAGUACAUGAAUAAUUUAUAAAUAUUUGUUAGUUUUAUUCAUUAUAAAAAUGAAUUACGUAUUUUAGGAAACAACUUAUACCCUUUUGUUGUUAUACUGAUAAAUUCUUUAUAAUUAA